AUGGCAGCUCCGUGCCUAAAAUUGUCGUUUAACGUGUUGUUGCAGUUUCGUGUCUGCAUUCUCCUCGCCCUCUCCACCACUGCCAUCGCUGGCUACAUUGGUAGCGGCUAUGGACUUGGCCAUGGCCUCAGUUAUGGUCUCGGUAGCGGCCUUUCUAGCUACGGCCUGUCCCAUGGCAUUGGAUACUCUGGUGUGACCGGCUACGGCCUGGGCUCCGGGUAUAGUUAUGCACCAGCUGUCAGCCGCACCGUGUCCACCUACCACGCUGCCCCAGCGGUUGCCACUUACGCAGCUGCUCCAGUAGCCACCUAUGCCACUGCCCCUGCUGUCGCCAAGGUCGCCACAUACGCUCCGGCUCCAGUCACUACCUACGCUGCUACUCCAACAGUUGCCAGGGUUCCUACUUACGCUGCUACCCCAGUUGCUACCUACGCUCGGGCCCCAGUUGCCACCUACGCUCGGGCCCCGGUUGCAACCUACGCUCGUGCCCCAGUUACCGCCUAUGCUCGUGCCCCCGUUGCUGCCUAUGCUCCGGCUCCAUUGACCACAUACGCCGCUGGGCAAUCCGUGACCAACGUUCCAACUUAUGCGCGUGCGCCAGUGGCCAGUUACGCUGCUGCUCCAGUGGCCACAUAUGCUGCUCCAUCAUCUGUGACCAGGGUUGCCACUUUUGCUCGAGCCCCAGUUGCCACUUACGCUGCUGCCCCGGCCGUGAACAAGGUUGCCACGUACGCACGCGCACCAGUCGCAACGUACGCUACCGCCCCAGCUGUAGCUAACGUCGCCACCUACUCUGCGGCCCCAGUCGCUACUUACGCUGCUGCCCCAGCUGUGGCCAGCAUUUCUCAUGCUGCGCCAGCAUUCACCUCGUACACUACCCCAGCCUCCACCUCUUACAGCACUGUGCCUUCGUAUUACAAUUAUGGAGUUGGCAAACUCGGAUACGGUACCGGGCACUACAACUACGGUCACGGUCUCAUUGGCUAUGGCCUGAACUACGCGUAUGGCCUCGGCACCCCCAAGCACUACACUGCUCUUACUCACAAGAAAUGCAAGUAUUCGUCUUGA
Messenger RNA from Rhipicephalus microplus (southern cattle tick), 1068 nucleotides. RefSeq lists its product as uncharacterized. The record is from RefSeq and is a predicted model, not a curated record. NCBI's taxonomy places the organism in Eukaryota, Metazoa, Arthropoda, Arachnida, Ixodida, Ixodidae.